This is a messenger RNA of Dracunculus medinensis (Guinea worm), 1620 nucleotides long. Lineage: Eukaryota; Metazoa; Nematoda; Chromadorea; Rhabditida; Dracunculidae. The record is from the annotation of a GenBank genome assembly.
AUGGAAACAGGAAAUGUCGUUUCUUGGCAAAAAAAAGAAGGAGAUCGUCUCGAUGAGGGAGACCUGCUCUGCGAGAUUGAAACUGAUAAAGCAACAAUGGGAUUUGAGACGCCUGAAGAAGGUUUUCUAGCGAAAAUCAUUUUACCGGAAGGCUCUAAAGGUAUUCCAGUUGGAAAGUUGCUGUGCAUAAUCGUCUCGAAUAAAGAAGAUGUUAAUGCUUUUGCAAAUUAUGUUGAUGAUGGUAGCAGCCAUUCUGACCGUUCUGCUACUCCUUCACCACCUCAAGUUCAGUCAGCACAGGGAGCUCUUCCCUCCCAUAAUCAGAUAUCUUUACCUGCUCUUUCACCUACUAUGGAGACAGGUAGCGUUGUUUCAUGGCUAAAGAAAGAAGGAGAUCAAUUAGAAGAAGGUGAUGUGCUUUGUGAGAUUGAAACUGAUAAGGCUACAAUGUCUUUCGAAACACCAGAAGAAGGUUAUCUGGCUAAGAUUAUUAUACCAGAAGGAACGAAAGGUAUUCCUGUUGGAAAGCCACUGUGUGUGAUAGUAAACAGUAAAGAUGAUGUAGCUGCAUUUGCAAAUUAUGUUCCUGUUGAUACUGUUGCAUCUCAGCCGUUUACCAAAGCCCAGACUCCGUCACUAUCUGUUGCUCCUCCUCCACUAUCAAUUGCUUCUAGUGCUUCCAUAUCAACUCCACCAUCAGAUGUUUCGCCAACACCAAGAACCUCAAGCGGUCGUAUAAUCGCUAGUCCGAUGGCAAGAAAAUUAGCUGCUGAUAAAGGCAUAGAUUUAGCGACCAUUGUUGGCACUGGACCUGGUGGACGUAUCAUAGGUAAAGAUGUUGAAAAUGCUUUAUCUAAAGGCGUUCCUCGGGCUGCUGAGAUUGCACCAAGCGGACCUGUCUCUGCAGGAGCCACGUUUGUUGAUAUACCAUUGAGUAACAUGAGAAUGACUAUUGCAAAGCGACUUCUGGAAAGCAAAAGCACCAUUCCCCACUAUUAUCUAACAUCUGAAAUUCGCAUGGAUUUAUUACUCGAGACACGGUCGAAUUUAAAUGAAUUGUUAGCGAAGUCAAAAAAAGAAAAUGAUCGGCAGAAGCUCUCAGUAAACGAUUUUGUUAUCAAAGCUUCAGCUCUUGCAUGUAAAAAAGUGCCUGAAACUAAUAGUUUCUUUAUGGGUACAUUUAUUCGUUGCAAUAACAAUGUCGAUAUCUCAGUUGCUGUCAGUACUGACAGUGGCUUAAUUACACCUAUAAUAUUCAACGCUGAUGGCAAGGGACUGGCUACUAUAAGUUCUGAAGUGAAAGUUCUAGCUGAAAAAGCCCGUCAAGGAAAGCUUCAGCUUCACGAAUUUCAGGGUGGGACUUUCACCGUUUCUAAUUUGGGUAUGUUUGGAAGUAUCAACAGUUUCUCAGCUAUCAUAAAUCCACCACAAUCAUGUAUCCUUGCAGUUGGUGGCGUUGAACGAAAAGUAAUACCAGAUGGAGAUGAAGGCUAUGCAACGGUAAGUAGCAUGCGAGUGACGCUAUCGUGUGAUCAUAGAGUUGUUGAUGGAGCUGUUGGCGCUCAGUGGUUGAAGUAUUUCAAGGAUUACCUUGAGAAUCCACAAAGCAUGCUUUUAUGA